AUGGAUGCUGCCAACACCGCGUUAUCGCUCGUCGCAUCUGCGGCGAGCAACUUGGCCAUGGCGACGACUGCGCCCAGCUCGGUAUCCUUCUGGGCAACAUCGGCAUCACCGUCCCCUUCAUCAUACAUGAUCUACCCCCACAACCCGACGGCUUAUGGUCAAGAUCCCAACGAGGAGGAAGAUGGGGAGUGCAAACUUCUUGGGCCGUUCUCACUGCUGGUGCAGGCAGCUCUUGGCGCCCUGGCCCUCUCGUCGCUGGUGUACAAGCGGUGGAGGGAACGCCCGCAGCGACCGCUCAAAGUGUGGGCCUUUGAUGCGUCCAAGCAAGUUUUUGGAUCGGGACUGCUUCAUUUGGCCAAUCUUUUAUUGUCCAUGUUCUCGGCGGGGGAGCUGGGGAUUCGCAAAGCGUACAAACCGAAUCCCUGUUCGAUCUAUCUCCUGAAUCUGGGUAUUGAUACUACUCUGGGUAUCCCAAUCCUCAUUAUGAUCCUGCGUGGGUUGAACUACAUCGCAUUCUACACCCCGCUGGCCAAUCCACCCGAAUCCAUCGAAUCCGGCAACUAUGGUCAACCGCCCCGAGCUCUGUGGUGGCUGAAGCAGUCGAUGAUAUAUUUCAUUGGCCUUCUCGGCAUGAAGAUCUGCGUAUUCUUCCUCAUCUCCCUGUUCCCUUUCAUCAUCAAGGUGGGUGACUGGGCCUUGGGUUGGACUGAAGGAAACACCGCUCUUCAAAUCGCGUUUGUCAUGCUCCUGUUCCCGGUCAUCAUGAAUGCGCUUCAAUACUAUAUCAUCGAUCACUUUAUCAAGAAGCACGCUUCACAAGACACCUUGUACGAUGCGCCCAACUCGGCAGAUGACGACGAGGAUGCUCCUCGGCGAGAAGCGCUCCUGGACGGAUUCGAUGAGGCAUACUCGACCGACUCGGACGCAGAAAGCUCCCGUCAAAAGCCCACCGUGACGGUCAGCAAAUCCAAGACCAAAGCCACCUCGAAUGAACUGGCCCACUCGGAAGACGUUCUCACGGAAGAUUUCUCGCCGGUUCCGCCUUAUGAACCGCCAAGCUCGAGCAGUAGCCGCAGCGGACGCAAGUGA
Molecule: messenger RNA, 1089 nt
Organism: Penicillium oxalicum
Lineage: Eukaryota; Fungi; Ascomycota; Eurotiomycetes; Eurotiales; Aspergillaceae
Product: STIMATE family protein
Exons: 2
Coding region: 1-1089 (362 amino acids)
Cellular component (GO): membrane
Source: RefSeq, a predicted model, not a curated record